AUGUAUCAGGAAAGUUCAUGUUUUGAUCAUAAUCCAACGGUGGAAUCAAUCGUCGACAACAACGGCGAUUUCUGCGAGUCUCCGGCGAUGGAAACAGCUUUUCCGGUUAGCCACCAGUUCCAACAACCGCUCUUAGUCGCCGGAAGCUCAACAAACAGCUUCAACGACGACCUUAAGCUCCCAACAAUGGAGGAAUUCUCUGUUUUCCCUUCUGUUGUCUCUUUUCCAAACUCAGAAACUCAUAACCAAAUCAGCAACAACAACGACAACAACAACCAUCUGAUCCACCAAAUGAUUCACGAGUCAAAUUGGGCUGUCUCUGGAGACAACUCUGGAUUCUUCAUGAACACAUCAGAUCCAAACACAACAACAACUCCAAUCCCUGAUCUUCUAAGCCUCUUGCAUUUGCCUAGAUGCUCAGUUUCAUUACCAAGCUCGAACCUUUCUGAUAUAAUGUCCGGUUCUUGCUUCACAUAUGACCCUCUCUUCCACUUAAACCUUCCUCCACAGCCUCCAUUGAUGCCUGUUAAUGACUACUCAGGGUUCUUGCUUGGCACUGAUCUUACCAAUACUAGUCAAAGAGAUCAGGUAAAUGUUGGAGAUGAGAAUGAUAAUGCUGGAUUCGAUAGCGGAAUCAUUGAGUUUAGCAAAGAGAUUAGGCGUAAAAGAAGAGGGAAACAAAAGAACAAACCUUUUACCACUGAGCGUGAGCGAAGAUGUCACUUGAAUGAGAGGUAUGAGGCCUUGAAGAUGCUUAUUCCUAGCCCGAGUAAGGGAGAUAGAGCAUCCAUUCUUCAAGAUGGAAUCGAUUACAUUAACGAGUUACGCAGAAGAGUAAGCGAGCUUAAGUAUUUGGUUGAGAGGAAAAGAUGUGGUGGGAGACGCAAGAACAAUAAUGCAGUAGACAACAAUAACAAUUUGGAUGAUCGUAUUAAUGAGGAUGAUGAUGAUGAUGAAAACAUGGAGAAGAAGCCAGAGAGUGAUGUAAUAGACCAAUGUUCAAGCAACAACUCGCUGAGAUGUUCAUGGCUGCAGAUGAAAUCAAAAGUAACAGAAGUUGACGUUAGGAUUGUUGAUGAUGAAGUAACAAUCAAAGUUGUUCAGAAAAUGAAGAUCAAUUGCUUGUUGGUUGUCUCCAAAGUGCUUGAUCAGCUUCAUCUUGAUCUUCACCAUGUCGCUGGAGGACAGAUUGGUGAACACUACAGUUUCUUGCUCAACACCAAGAUAUAUGAAGGAUCAACAAUAUACGCAAGUGCAAUUGCAAACAGAGUGAUUGAAGUUGUGGAUAAACACUACAUGGCUGCUCUUCCCAUCAAUAACUAUUAA
Messenger RNA from Eutrema salsugineum, 1326 nucleotides. RefSeq names its product transcription factor bHLH91. The coding region runs from base 1 to 1326 and encodes 441 amino acids. Gene Ontology annotation, biological process: anther wall tapetum development; regulation of DNA-templated transcription. Gene Ontology annotation, molecular function: protein dimerization activity. The transcript is spliced from 3 exons. The record is from RefSeq and is a predicted model, not a curated record. Lineage: Eukaryota; Viridiplantae; Streptophyta; Magnoliopsida; Brassicales; Brassicaceae.